Molecule: messenger RNA, 1529 nt
Organism: Melampsora larici-populina 98AG31
Lineage: Eukaryota; Fungi; Basidiomycota; Pucciniomycetes; Pucciniales; Melampsoraceae
Exons: 6
Coding region: 32-1459 (475 amino acids)
Biological process (GO): protein N-linked glycosylation; dolichol-linked oligosaccharide biosynthetic process
Cellular component (GO): membrane
Molecular function (GO): UDP-N-acetylglucosamine-dolichyl-phosphate N-acetylglucosaminephosphotransferase activity
Source: RefSeq, a predicted model, not a curated record
GUGAGAAGUUCAAGAGCUCAGCAAACAAAUCAUGACCAGUAUCACUUUAUUAGCAAACCUCGUAUUUUCUAUCGUAGCAUACAUCUUAACUAACCAACUAAUCCCAUUAUUAUCUCAAACUUUAAUAUCAGCUGGUCUGAAAGGAAAAGAUUUACUUAAGCGACAAUCUACUGGUGGUGGUGGUUUUCCUGCUAAUGCUUCAAUCAAAAGUACUGUAGCACUCAAAUCUCAACCUGGUGAUUCAAAUAAAGAAGCAACUUCAUCUGAAUUCAUACCCGAAUCGACCGGUCUGAUUGCUGGAAGCAUCUAUGUUCUAGUCCUUUCGGUCUUUGUCCCAUUACCAUAUUAUACCCAUUUCUUGUCAUCGCCCGAUGCACCAGGCUCGACUGCUUUCUCAACUGUAACCGAUCAAGAGCUUGGACAGCUACCCAAUCCAUCAACGGUUCCUUUUCCACAUUCUAGCUUAAGCGCUAAUCUCGCCAGUAUUCUUUCACUCCUUAGCGCUGUGUUUUUAGGGUUCUUGGAUGAUGUGUUUGAUAUUCGUUGGAGGUUUAAACUGCCGAUCCCUGUCAUCGCAUCAGUUCCACUUUUAACAGCUUACGCCGCUGCUGCAGGUGCCACUGAUAUCAUCAUCCCGCAUAUAUUGGGACUCAGGAAUUUAUUGGGAGUUGAGAAGACCAAUGGGUUAAUUAGCAUAGGGCCACUUUACUACCUCUACAUGUCUAUGUUAUCUACAUUUUGUACCAACAGUAUCAACAUCCUCGCAGGUGUUAAUGGGGUUGAAGUCGGCCAGUCGAUCAUCAUUUGCCUUUCAAUUAUUUUAAAUGAUUUGCUAUACAUCAAGCUUGACCUCAAUGACCUCGGUAUUCAAAGAGAUCAACAAUUGGAAGAUCGACACUUGUUUUCGUUUUGUAUGAUGACUCCAUUGUUAGCAGUUAUGCUAGCACUCAUCAAACACAAUUGGUAUCCUGCGCGUACCUUUGUGGGUGAUACAUUUUGUUAUUUCGCAGGAAUGGCCUUUGCAGUGGUUGGAAUCCUCGGCCAUUUUUCGAAAACCGUCCUAUUAUUCUUCAUUCCUCAGAUUUUCAAUUUCCUUUACUCUUGUCCUCAACUCUUCGGGCUUAUUCCGAUUCCAAGACAUAGACUUCCAGCACGAGAUCCGGUGACUGAUCGAUUGAAACCUUCAAUGGUUCACUUUACUGAGCCAUGUAGAUUUGUUGGAUGCCUUCGCAUACUUGAAACAUUUGGGUUGAUACGCUUAUUAAGGAAUCGAGAAGGAGAAGUAAUAGGUUGUUCAAAUUUAACUUUAUUGAACUUGUUGUUAAUUUGGUUUGGAGAAAUGAGAGAGGAUAAGUUAACAAUGGUAAUGAUGGGAUCUCAAGUGUUUGGUACUUUGAUUGGACUCGGAAUUCGGUAUGGGAUGUCAGGACUUUUUUAUGAUUUGUCAAUGAGGAGAUAAAGAUGUUGUCAUAGAUUUGCAUAUUUCUAAUAUUGAAUAUCAGCAUGGUUUUUAUGUGAUUAUUCACGUU